Molecule: messenger RNA, 2426 nt
Organism: Sitodiplosis mosellana (orange wheat blossom midge)
Lineage: Eukaryota; Metazoa; Arthropoda; Insecta; Diptera; Cecidomyiidae
Gene: BTBD9
Product: BTB/POZ domain-containing protein 9
Exons: 8
Coding region: 168-1973 (601 amino acids)
Biological process (GO): modulation of chemical synaptic transmission; adult locomotory behavior; circadian behavior
Molecular function (GO): protein binding
Source: RefSeq, a predicted model, not a curated record
UGUGUACAAAUGUCUAAAAAAAAUAGUGAAACAGAGUGAAAGAAAACAAACAAGUAAACUUGUAGAAAAACAGAAUCACAAGCUGAAAAGAUUUUUCUUGUGAUUUUUGCGAAAAUUCAUUGUUGGCAUCGUUAUUGAAGACCAAAAUCAAUUGUAUUGUGGACAAAAUGAGCAGUCGCACGGUGUCUAGCAAAAAAAUUAGCACGUCUGACGAUAUUGAUUUAACACUCGAGUUUUCACAGCACAUGAGCCAGUUGUGUAUGAACGCUGAAUAUUCCGAUGUGACAUUCAUCGUUGAAGGAAUCAAAUUGCCAGCACAUAAAAUCAUAUUGGCCGCACGGAGUUCAUAUUUUCGAGCAUUACUUUAUGGAGGCUUGGCCGAAACAACACAACAGGAAAUCGUUCUGAAAGUGCCACUCGAAGCAUUCAAAGCCUUAUUAGACUAUAUUUAUACGGGCUGCAUGUCACUGGCCAAAAUGAAAGAGGAGAAUAUUUUGGACUCACUUGGUUUGGCCAAUCAGUACGGGUUCGAAUCAUUGGAAUCGGCCAUUUCCACGUACUUAACAAAUAGCUUGUCACUGAAAAACUGUUGCGCCAUCCUGGAUGCAGCACGAUUGUACAAUUUGGAAACACUCAGUGACGUGUGCAUGACAUUCAUGGACAGAAACUCGACUGAACUACUCAACACAAGCGCAUUCAAAACAUUGUCACAGGAUUCACUGUGCACUCUACUGGAACGCGACUCAUUUUUUGCACCCGAAGUUCAUAUUUUCAACGCGGUUUAUGAUUGGUGCAAGAAUAAUCCCAAUGCGGAUAUUGAGACGGUCGUUUCAUUUGUUCGAUUGCCAUUGAUGAAUCUGGAACAGUUGCUCAAAAUUGUUCGACCAUGCGCUAUUCUAGAUCCAGAUCGUUUGCUCGAUGCAAUCGAAGAGAAGACAACUUCGAAGAAUCUUCUUUACCGUGGUGCUCUUUGGCCAGAAGAAAAUGUUGCCUCAGCCAAAUUCAACUCAAAAACCAUCAAAGGCGAAUUGCGGAGUGCACUCCUCGAUGGUGAGGUCACAAAUUAUGAUAUGGAAAAAGGUUAUACACGUCAUUCAAUAACCGAUACUGGCGAUCAGUGUAUUUUAGUCGAGUUGGGAACCAUCAGUAUAAUCAAUCACAUCAAAAUGCUACUGUGGGACAAAGACAUUCGGUCUUAUUCGUACUAUAUUGAAACGUCGGUGAAUCAAACCAAUUGGGAGCGCGUCAUUGAUCACACCAAAUAUAUGUGUCGUUCGUGGCAAUUUUUGUAUUUUCCAUCACGAGCCGUUCGUUACAUCAAAUUAGUUGGCACACACAACACAUGCAACAAAGUCUUUCACGUUGUGGCGCUCGAGGCAUAUUACACAAUGAAGAUACCAACAAUAGUCAAUGGCCUGGUUUUGCCCACGUAUAAUGUGGCCACAGUCGAUAUGAGUGCUAUGGUUAUCGAAGGUGUGAGUCGAACACGAAACGCUCUACUUAAUGGCGAUGUGAAGAACUACGACUGGGACUCUGGUUACACAUGCCAUCAGUUAGGCAGCGGAGUCAUAGUCAUUCAACUUGGUCAACCCUACUACAUUGGCUCAUUGCGUCUGUUGCUUUGGGAUUGUGAUAUGCGAACAUACAGUUUCUACAUUGAAACAUCUGUGAACCAAAAAGAGUGGGAGAUGGCGGUCGAUAAACAGCACGAGCAGCUCCGAUCUUGGCAGCAAUUCACUUUUGAACCUCGACCCGUUGUGUUUAUCAAAAUCGUCGGCACAUAUAAUACAGCCAAUGAGAUUUUCCAUUGCGUACACUUUGAGUGUCCGUCACAAGAUUUGCCAAAGCAACAAAUCGAAGCACAGGCCGCUACAAUUUCAGGACACUUUCCGUCGACAAGCAAAAAAGUCACUCCAGCUUCCACAUCGCCCGAGCUUUCGUUCAUACAAAACAUUGAAUUGGAUUGCGAAUAAAAUCACCAAAAGAUUUGAAAUGUAAUCCGUCGAAUGGUUUCUAUUCAAACAAUCGAUCAAUACACAACGUGCUGUACUCCAGUUACGAGUAACCGCACCCUCACCUCCAUCAAUCCCAAAACAAAAUCCCUAAUCAAGUAUUGUUUAUUUAAAAUACUAAAAAGUAUUACAUGACAUAGACAUAGAGAAAUUCAAAAAUAUUUUCAGUUAAAAAAAAAUCCAAUGUUUAAUUCAAAAGUCAUAUAAUAACAAGAAGCAAUCGAAAAAUAUUGUAUAAUCAAUGAAAUUAGUCGUAAGUUAAAGUUUGUCACUUAUUUAUUGAGGGCCAAAGGCAAUAGAUUAUAACACAUCGGUGAAAAAAAUAAACAAUUUUAGUGUUUGAAUAUAUACAAAUUGGCUACUUUGAAAGAAAAUCUUCUAUGCAAAAUAAAUAUUGACGCUUUUUGAUUAAAA